AUGCCCGGCGCCCGGAUCGCAGCCCACCUGGACGCUCUGGGCCCCCUGGUCUCGCACGUGCAGCCCCCGCUGCCGUCCUCUAUGUUCUACGUGGGCCUGUUCUUUGUCAACGUGCUGAUCCUCUACUACGCCUUCCUCAUGGAAUACAUCGUCCUCAACGUGGGCCUCGUCUUCCUGCCCGAGGACCUGGACCAGGCGCUCGUGGACCUCGGCGUGCUCUCCGACCCCGGCUCCGGCCUCUACGAGGCCGACUCGGAACUCGACGUCUUGGACGGGUACUUGGAGUAAGGGUCUUGACUGCUAUCCACCUUCUCGUGCCCUCCACGACCUGCUACCCUCAGCCUGGACCUGCUGGCCUCAUUAUGCCGCUGCUUUUGGUUGGGGGCACCCUCUGGACUCGGAUGGGACCCCAGGAGGAGGCCCUCCAAGGCCUGCUUCCCCGGAAGCUUUGUGCCAACCCAGCAGCUCCUAUCCUGAACCAGGAGGGGGAUGGAGAGUUGGGACCACGUGCCAAGGCGAGGAAGGCCAUGGGCAUCCGCAGACUGCACCCUGCACCGGGCUCGUGACUUCCUGCUGGUGUGAUGUUUACAGGAACGCAGCCAGUUUGCCUGUUCUGCAUUUCAGCCCCUCGCCCGUGUCCCCCAUGGGAGCAGACACCUCCUACUGCAGCCCCAGU
Messenger RNA from Dipodomys ordii (Ord's kangaroo rat), 676 nucleotides. RefSeq names its product Dexi homolog (mouse) (gene Dexi). Bases 1 to 288 code for a protein of 95 amino acids. The transcript is spliced from 2 exons. NCBI's taxonomy places the organism in Eukaryota, Metazoa, Chordata, Mammalia, Rodentia, Heteromyidae. The record is from RefSeq and is a predicted model, not a curated record.